AUGGGCUCCUCCCCCCUCUCUGCCAUCGAGGUCACCACCUCUCCUAUUACUACCACCGCCGCCGUUGGAACGACCCCAGGCCCAUCCGCGGUGAAGAGCAACAACGCGAGGGCCACGACGAGGGCCACCGCAGCGCAGCGGAGAGCGCUCACGCGGUUGGAGCGUGGUGUCUGCGGGCUGUCGAAGCCGGAGUGGCACCCUAUGGGACUUUUGUCGCCGACUGCGCCGCCGCGCCGCCCGUCUUCGGCCACCGCCGGGCGUCCGUCGUUGCGCGGCGAAGGGGCGGACGGCGCGGCGGAGGCAAGCGAGCUUUCGUUUUACGAGCGAGCACUUCUGGAGGCUGCCAAGGCGAUGAGCUCGAUUUAA
Leptomonas pyrrhocoris is the source of this 366-nucleotide messenger RNA. RefSeq lists its product as hypothetical. The record is from RefSeq and is a predicted model, not a curated record. The coding region runs from base 1 to 366 and encodes 121 amino acids. Lineage: Eukaryota; Euglenozoa; Kinetoplastea; Trypanosomatida; Trypanosomatidae. The transcript has a single exon.